Molecule: messenger RNA, 1567 nt
Organism: Cornus florida
Lineage: Eukaryota; Viridiplantae; Streptophyta; Magnoliopsida; Cornales; Cornaceae
Product: putative methyltransferase At1g22800, mitochondrial
Exons: 12
Coding region: 414-1427 (337 amino acids)
Biological process (GO): mitochondrial respiratory chain complex I assembly
Cellular component (GO): mitochondrion
Molecular function (GO): S-adenosylmethionine-dependent methyltransferase activity
Source: RefSeq, a predicted model, not a curated record
UCUUUGUCUUUGUUUCUUAAUUAACAAAAUACGAGAUCAUGAAUUUCCAUUUUUAUUUAUUUCAUUUCCCCUCCUGCGAUCCAAAGCAUUUUCUUGCUCUCUGUCUCACUCGACUCUCUUGCUUUCUAUACAACUGAGAAAUUUUACAUACAUGCAGUUAUACAAACAUUAUACAGGGACUACACGCACAAAACACACACAGCACGAAAGACCUCAACAACCCUAGACGCCAUUAAAGCUGAACCUUGGAGCUUGAAACCAUAUCUGUCGCUGCUAAAAUCUCUCUCAUUCUCUCAUAUAAGUUCAAGCCCUAACAGGGAAGGUCGCAGUAUGCGUCAUUAAAGUUUCAUAGAAAUUAGAGAUGGUAUAGAGAUUUUCAAACAACUUAAGCAGUCUAAGAAAGCAAAGUGAAAAUGAGAGCACUCAUUGGACCUCUGUGUCGGCGAGGUUUACAAUGGAGAAGAUCAUUCUGCAAGGACAACAUCGAUGGCGAUGGAUUUCAGAGUUCAAAGGUCAAAAUUUUCGAUCGUCAUCUCAAACGCAAACAACGUGACCGGGCUGCAUGGUUGAUGUCUCCGAAGGAUUCUUUUGUUGAUACUGUGGCUGAGAAUCUAUUGGAUCGAUUGGAGGAUUGCAAAAAGACAUUUCCUACAGCGUUAUGUUUGGGGGGUUCCUUGGAAGCUGUUAGGCGUUUGUUACGUGGGCGCGGUGCCAUCGAAAAGCUAAUUAUGAUGGAUACAUCAUAUGACAUGGUGAAAAUGUGUAAAGAAACUGAGCAAGAUGUGUCCAGUAAGAGCAUUGAAACAUCAUUUGUGGUUGGUGAUGAAGAAUUUUUGCCUUUAAAAGAAAGUUCUGUAGAUCUGGUAAUCAGUUGCUUGGGGCUCCAUUGGACGAAUGAUCUUCCUGGAGCCAUGAUACAGAGUAGGCUGGCAUUGAAGUCUGAUGGCCUAUUUUUGGCAGCUAUUCUUGGUGGAGAAACAUUAAGGGAACUGAGAAUAGCAUGCACUGUAGCACAAAUGGAGCGGGAAGGAGGCAUCAGUCCACGAUUAUCACCCUUGGCACAUGUGCGUGAUGCGGGGAAUCUUUUGACUAGGGCAGGCUUCACUCUUCCAGGUGUUGAUGUUGAUGAAUACACUGUUAGAUAUAAAAGUGCUCUUGAACUGAUAGAGCAUCUGCGAUCAAUGGGUGAAACUAAUGCUCUUUUACAAAGGAAGAAUAUCUUAAAGAGAGAGACAGCCCUGGCAACUGCAGCCGUUUACGAGUCAAUGUUUGCAGAAGAAGAUGGCACCGUCCCUGCAACCUUUCAGGUUAUCUACAUGACAGGGUGGAAGGAACACUCUUCUCAGCAGAAGCCUAAAAGUAGGGGGUCUGCAACAGUUUCAUUCAAAGACAUCCAGGACAAAUUCGGCAAUAGUAGUGGUGGCUGACGCUCUCUUUCUCUAUGUUUAUAUCAGUUUUUAACUCUGAUUUCUGUGUUUUAUUUAUUUCUUCCUUUCGGCAAACGAUAUGUGAACUUUCCUCAAACAAUAAGUUCAAUUUCUAAUGUAUUAAUCACUAAAAUUUCGCA